CAUUAAUACGUCCAUAUACGUGCAUAUGCCUUAUCCCUUCCGACUAUACGUAGCUUAUCAAAAACAAGACUAUGGCAGCAACGAGGGCACUAGCUGUGACAACCUUGGAGUUCGAGAGGAAGCAGAAGGGAUGGUUUUGGUUCCGGAAAUGGGAUUUGGAAGACGUGUCUAGCAUUUGCUGGUUUACCGGGAUUCAUGUGUUGGCUGCAUGCGCACCUUUCGUGUUUGAUCGGGGUGCAAUCAGAUUAUCUGUGGGCUUUGCUUUAUUGAGCGCCUUUGGUAUGACUCUAGGUUAUCAUAGACUUCUUUGUCACCGUAGUUUCAAGAUCCCAAAAUGGCUCGAGUAUUUCUUCGUUUAUUGUGGUGCUCACGCUUUCCAGAGAGAUCCAAUGUUUUAUGUGAACACUCACAAGAACCACCACAAGUAUACUGAUACGAAUAGGGAUCCUGUUACCCCAACUGACGGUUUUUGGUUUUGUAAUAUGGGUUGGCUUUUCAACAAUGACCACAUUGCUAUGAAGUGUGGAGAAUCAAGGGGUGGAGAAUACUCGAAAGUACCAGAACUAAAAGCACAGUGGUUUUAUAGGUUUCUUCAUGAUACUUACUUUUGGCAUCCAACUGCACUUGCAGCCCUACUAUAUCUCCAGGGAGGUUUUCCUUACUUGGCUUGGGCAAUGGGCAUGCGAGCAGUGGUGAUUCACCAUUUUGCAGCACUAGCAAGCUAUGUCAGCCAUAAAUGGGGGGAGAGGCCGUGGAACACCCCGGAUACUUCCACCAAUAAAUGGUGGGUGGCAGUGUUGACACUUGGAGAGGGUUGGCAUAACAAUCACCACGCUUUCCCGAGAUCUGCUCGACAUGGAUUGGAAUGGUGGCAAUUUGACCCGACGUGGGUGUUGAUCAAGUUUCUUCAGCUGCUUGGAUUAGCAACGAACGUCAAGUUACCAACGGAGGCACAGAAAGGAAGAAUAUCUCAUUACGUUGGAUCAACGUAGAACAAGAAUACUGAAAGUAUAAAACCAAAAGAAACUGGGAUUCUGGGAACCUUUCGGGAAUUCCAGAACAUUGAAUAUAAACACACAUAGAUACAUAUAUAUAAUGUGUGUAUUAGAAUCGUGCAAAUUGAAUAGGAUGAGAAUAACGAUGAUCUUUUGAACUUGAUUUUUUGGGCGUUGUUAAGAGAAAUUUGUAUCGCAUAUGUUUUAGG
Molecule: messenger RNA, 1204 nt
Organism: Lactuca virosa
Lineage: Eukaryota; Viridiplantae; Streptophyta; Magnoliopsida; Asterales; Asteraceae
Source: the annotation of a GenBank genome assembly